CCUCCCUCGGCGCGCCGCCGAUCUUUAAAGAAUCACUAAACCUCCUCUGGCUGGGCCCCCGCAGAACUGUGGCAAGUGCGGGGUCGGUCAAAUGGCUCGCUGUCGUAAUGCGUAAUGCAAAAUGUCCUCUCCACAGCCCUGCGCCGUCCUGGGGAAAAAAAGCCGUUCUCCCUGCCCAGCUGGAAAGGAUCGCGCGCGGCAUUCCAGUCCAGACAGAGCGAGGCGUGGCCAAGGACAAGCACUGUGCAGGCGCAAGAGAUGAUCCCCGCGGCACGAGUCAGGACAGAAAACGACGAGCGACGGAACGACUGACGGCGGACGAAACGACGGUUGGCGGCGCGCACAAAGGGGCUACGCUCCUCUGCGCGUGGCCGAGACGGUUGACAGAGGAGAGGCACGUGCAGACGAACGCAGUCGAACAUGGCAGUCAACGCCCGUGGCGCGACGAAGGCGCCUGGCGCUGGGCUGCGACUAAUUGCCCGUCGCCUCCUGUGCUGCAAAAUGCCCCGUCGCGACCCGCAAAAGGGCGCCGAGGCGGAGGGCACGCUAAUUUCGAGCAGGGCGGGGAUAGGAAGGAAGGAGGGAAUACGUCCGGAGGCACGGGAAGGGAAGACGAAGAACGGAGGGGCAAACAAAAAGCACGGCGAGCGCGGGAAGAGAUCUGCAUCGCGCACCGCUCCCACCGCCGGGCGCCGCUCUGGCCGGAGGCUGCCAGAAAAGGCCCUGGCCCGCCUCGGACCAGGCAACGGAUACGUGCCGAUGCAUUCGUCGGGGAGGGGGCCACUGUGGUUCCUGCUGUCGGUCCAGUUGCCACCGUGGCCACCUCGGGAGGGAAGGUGCAUCUGUGGUUGCCAUUCGACGGGAGGUGGCGUGCCGAGGCUUCCUCGGCCAGAAUGGCGGCACCAUCGCAGUGGAGAGCACGGCGGUCCUACCGCAGGUCGUGCGGGCGACCGCGCUGCCAGCGGGGGCCGAGGCGGGGAGAGGGCGCCACUGAGCGACGAAUGGAAAGGGAGGAGGAAGAGGGUGGCGGAGGAGGAAGAGGAGGAAAAUGAAGGCAGUGCUCGCGCAGGCCUCGCACCCAGGCCGUACCCAGCCCUCUCUGAGCCGAGGCGAGGGCGCACACGACCCGCUGGAGACCCGCGGCGGAGGCAACCAGAGAGGCUGGCGCCAGAAGCUGACCGUGCAAGAUCCCGCGCGCCGCCCUCCAGCCCCCAAUCCUCGCG
Messenger RNA from Prorocentrum cordatum, 1223 nucleotides. Lineage: Eukaryota; Dinophyceae; Prorocentrales; Prorocentraceae. The record is from the annotation of a GenBank genome assembly.